AUGUGGACUGCCAGGAUGUCCCAGGUGUGGAUGCUGAGAUGGGCUGUAUUAUUAAUCGGGCUACAGUCAACGCAAGCAGACUAUAUGGCUCAGUAUGGAAAUUCGGGAGAUCCUAUCGAUGUUGGGUUCCAAGCAACAGAUUUUCCCUUCACAACUGUGACUUCAACCUCAAUCUAUGAUGAUAACCAUGUGGGCACAAUCUGUAGCAUGUGGGGUAACUUCCACUUCAAGACAUUUGAUGGAGACACUUACCAGUUUAAAGGCACGUGUGAAUAUAACCUGGUGUCUGACUGUCAGAGCCUCGUUCAUCAGUUCUCAGUUCACGUGAAGAGAACACAAGACCCCGAUGAGUCAAAGAUCAGCAGAGUGUCGGUUACCAUCAAUGACAUUGCUGUUGUGAUGACUGAGGACCUGGUGACGGUCAAUGAAGAAAAUGUCACACUACCCAUCCACAUCGCAGGAAUCCUUGUCGAAGAGAAUUCGAUUUACACCAAACUCUAUUCCAAACUGGGCAUCAGUGUCAUGUGGAACAGAGAGGAUGCUGUCAUGGUGGAGCUGGACUCAAAAUUUUCCAAACGCAGUUGUGGACUAUGUGGUGACUUUAAUGGCAUUCCAAUCUAUAAUGAAUUCAUCCAAUCAGGGCGAAGGGUCGGCUACGCCGAGUUUGGGAAUCUGCACAGAGUUCCCAACCCGAACCAUCGCUGCGAAGACCCUUUUGAAGAUGAUGAAACGGAUAUACAGCAAAAUGUGGUGGACUCAUGUGAAAAACAUCGGGCAAUUUGUGCCGACAUUUUUGAAGAUGGAGACUGGUCUUCUUGUAGUUGGGUUCUGAGCCCUGAGCCAUAUAUCAGGGCCUGCGUGAGUGACAUAUGUCAGCGUCAGCCUGGAGAAACAGACACUACAUCUCUCUGCUCGACUCUAUCUGAAUACUCACGUCAGUGCUCGCACGCCGGGGGAACUCCGCCCACCUGGAGAACAGACAACUUCUGCCCUGUGAAAUGUCCGUACAAUAUGGUUCAUUCUGAAAGUGGCUCUCCCUGUAUGGACACAUGCGCACACAAAGACACAAACACACUGUGUGUGGAACACAAGAUCGACGGAUGCUUCUGCCCUCCGGGAACUGUGUUUGAUGAUAUCUCGUACACGGGCUGUAUCCCAGUGGAACAAUGCCAGUGUAAACAUGACCGCAUCUACAAUGUAAAUGAGAUCCUUCGUGAAGAUGGGGAAGAAUGUGAGUGUUUGGGUGGAAACUGGAUUUGUAAGAGUCUGCCGAGCUCUGGUCUGUGCGCAGUAGAGGAAGGAUCUCACUUCAUGACCUACGACGGGACAGAAUUCACUUUCCACGGAGACUGCAACUACGUGCUUUCUAAAGACUGUGAGGGGUCAAAGUUCAUCAUAUGGGGGCAGAUUGUUCCGUGUCGUGAAACCGACACCUGCUUGAAAUCUAUAGUGGUGCAGCUUAACAACGACACGAAAAAUCUACUGAUUAUUAAAGCUGACGGCGUGGUAGUACACAAUGCUGAAGUAUCUCUUCCAUACAACACAGUCGACUUCACCGUCUUCAGGCCGUCGUCAUUUCACAUCAUAAUUCAGAGCACGGUCGGUCUGCAGGUGCAGGUUCAGCUGGUUCCUCUCAUGCAGGUGUACAUCACUGUGGACCAACGCUUUCAGGGGAAGACUUGUGGCCUGUGUGGAAAUUUUAACAAAGUGCUGUCUGAUGACCUGAAGACCCCUCAGGGUAUGGUUGAGGGUACAGCUACUUCAUUUGCAAAUGCCUGGACGGCCCAGUCCAACUGUCCCGACCGUACCAAGAGAAUGGACGACCCCUGUUCCUACAGCACUGACAAACAUUUUGCUGAGCACUGGUGUUCAAUGAUGAAGGACAAAGAGAGCCUGUUUGCCAGUUGUCAUGCCUCUGUCAAUCCAGACAGCUACUACAAAAGAUGCAAAUACUCCAGUUGUUCUUGUGAGAAGAGUGAAGACUGUCUGUGUGCGGUGUUCUCAUCGUACGCCCGGGCCUGCGCGGCUAAAGGAAUAAUUCUCCAAGGCUGGAGACAAAUAGUGUGCGAUAAAUACACAGAGAAUUGUCCAGCCUCGCAAAACUACUCCUACCACAUACAAAGCUGUCAGCACACCUGUCUGUCUCUCAGCUCAGAGCGUCAGGGAUGCAGCGUUGACUUUGUGCCCGUAGACGGAUGUGCCUGUCCAGAUGGACACUACCAGGAUGAGACGGGACUUUGUGUUCCUAUGGAAAAAUGUUCUUGUUAUUAUAAUGGAGUAUACAUCCAACCUGGCAAGUCUAUCAGCAUUAAGAAUGAACACUGUGUUUGCAUUACUGGAACGUUUCAUUGUUGGUCCCAGAAACCUGUUGUUGUGGAUUGCGUUCUUCCAAAAGUUUUCUUCAACUGCAGUACAGCAGGCCAAAAUGAACAUGGACUGGAGUGUGCGCAGACUUGUUCGCAACAGGGAGUUGAUUGCUUCUCGCUGGAGUGUGAAUCUGGGUGCCAGUGUCCUACAGGUCUCCUGGAAGAUGGAAGAGGAAACUGUGUUAAGCCUCAUGACUGCCCGUGUCUACACGAUGAAACAUUUUCCGAAUCAGGAGAUGAAAUAUCCCGGUAUUGCAACAACUGCACUUGUCAAGGGGGAACAUGGAUAUGUACACAACAUAAAUGUCCAGGUGUCUGCAGUAUAUAUGGAAGCGGACAUUAUCAAACUUUUGAUCAACAACGAUUCGGCUUUAUGGGAGACUGCAGUUAUAUAGCUGUACAGGACAAGUGUGGCAAUAACACCGGUCAUUUUAGCAUUGUGACUGAGAAUAUUCCUUGUGGGACAACAGGCACCACAUGUUCAAAAGCUGUUGAUGUCAUUUUGGGGAGGACUAGACUGGAUCUUUCUGAUGGCAAAGUAAAAGCCACUGAUACUGGAACUGGUCCACUGAUCGAGUACAAAGAAAGAAAGUUUGGUAUGUACAUUGUUAUUGAUGCUGAAAAUGGACUGACCGUUUUGUGGGACCGCAUAACCACCAUCCACAUCAUUCUGCAACCCCGGCAUAUGGGAAAUCUUUGUGGCCUUUGUGGAAAUUUUAAUGAAAAUGGCAAAGAUGACUUCACCACUCAAGGCAAAUUGGCAACUACCAAUAUAAUAGAAUUUGUGGACAGCUGGAAAGCAUCAAGCAAAUGCCCAGAUUCAAAACAAGACUUUGACCCGUGCCAGUUGACCCCACACCGACGCAACUGGGCCGAACGAGAAUGUAUCAUCAUAAUGAAAGAUAAUUUCACGGACUGUCAUCGUAAGGUGGAUCCAACUCCAUAUUAUGAUAAUUGUGUGAAGGACACCUGUGCGUGCGACACAGGUGGAGACUGUGAGUGCUUUUGCACAGCUGUGGCGGCUUAUGCUCAAGCCUGCAAUGAAGCACGUGUUUGUGUGGACUGGAGAACACCUGAGAUCUGCCCUGUGUACUGUGAAUACUACAACAAGCGUCCAGAUGACUGUAUAUGGCAUUACAGUCCCUGCCAUAAACCCUGCUACAAAACCUGUCUUAAUCCUGAGGGUAUCUGCAAUAACACUUUACCCAACCUGGAAGGGUGUUAUCCAAAAUGUCCAGAGGACAAGCCUAUUUUUGAUGAAGAAAGUCGGAUGUGUGUGAAGGAUUGUCUUAUUUCAACAACAACUACAACAACUGCAACAACUACUACAAUGACUACGAUUACAGAAUCAUCAACGGAAAAAUCUACUUCAUCAUCACAAACGCCCAAAACACUGACCGUUUCCACAUCUUCACCGACACCAACAACAACCACUACAACAACAACAACUGGAACAACACCUGAAAGUACUACAACAACUACAAUUACAGAAUCAACAACAGAAGAAUCUACUACAUCAUCACAAACGCCCAAAACACUGACUGUUUCCACAUCAAUCAACAACAGAAGAAUCUACUACAUCAUCACAAACGUUCAAAACACAUACUGUUCCCACAUCUUCACCUACACCAACAACAACCACAACAACUGGAUCAACACCUGGAAGUACUACAACAACUACAAUUACAGAAUCAACAACAGAAGAAUCUACUACAUCAUCACAAACGCCCAAAACACUGUCUGUUUCCACAUCUUCACCUACACCAACAACAACCACUACAACAACAACUGGAUCAACACCUGGAAAAUCAACAACAGAAGAAUCUACUACAUCAUCACAAACGUUCAAAACACAUACUGUUCCCACAUCUUCACCUACACCAACAACAACCACUACAACUGGAUCAACACCUGGAAGUACUACAACAACUACAAUUACAGAAUCAACAACAGAAGAAUCUACUACAUCAUCACAAACGCCCAAAACACAUACUGUUUCCACAUCUUCACCUACACCAACAACAACCACUACAACAACAACUGGAUCAACACCUGGAAAAUCAACAACAGAAGAAUCUACUACAUCAUCACAAACGUUCAAAACACAUACUGUUCCCACAUCUUCACCUACACCAACAACAACCACAACAACUGGAUCAACACCUGGAAGUACUACAACAACUACAAUUACAGAAUCAACAACAGAAGAAUCUACUACAUCAUCACAAACGCCCAAAACACAUACUGUUUCCACAUCUUCACCUACACCAACAACAACCACUACAACAACAACUGGAUCAACACCUGGAAAAUCAACAACAGAAGAAUCUACUACAUCAUCACAAACGCCCAAAACACAUAUUGUUUCCACAUCUUCACCUACACCAACAACAACCACUACAACGACUGGAUCAACACCUGGAAGUACUACAACAACUACAAUUACAGAAUCAACAAUAGAAGCAUCUACUUCAUCAUCACAAACGCCCAAAACACUGACUGUUUCCAUAUCUUCACCUACACCAACAACAACCACUACAACAACAACUGGAUCAACAUCCGGAAAAUCAACAACAGAAGAAUCUACUACAUCAUCACAAACGUUCAAAACACAUACUGUUCCCACAUCUUCACCUACACCAACAACAACCACAACAACUGGAUCAACACCUGGAAGUACUACAACAACUACAAUUACAGAAUCAACCACAGAAGAAUCUACUACAUCAUCACAAACGCCCAAAACACAUACUGUUUCCACAUCUUCACCUACACCAACAACAACCACUACAACAACAACUGGAUCAACACCUGGAAAAUCAACAAUAGAAGCAUCUACUUCAUCAUCACAAACGCCCAAAACACUGACUGUUUCCACAUCUUCACCUACACCAACAACAACCACUACAACAACAACUGGAUCAACACCUGGACGUACUACAACAACUACAAUUACAGAAUCAACAACAGAAGAAUCUACUACAUCAUCACAAACGCCCAAAACACAUACUGUUUCCACAUCUUCACCUACAACAACCACUACAACAACAACUGGAUCAACACCUGGAAGUACUACAAUAACUACAAUUACAGAAUCAACAACAGAAGAAUCUACUACAUCAUCACAAACGCCCAAAACACAUACUGUUUCCACAUCUUCACCUACACCAACAACAACCACUACAACAACGACUGGAUCAACACCUGGAAGUACUACAACAACUACAAUUACAGAAUCAACAACAGAAGAAUCUACUACAUCAUCACAAACGCCCAAAACAAAUACUGUUUCCACAUCUUCACCUACACCAACAACAACCACUACAACAACAACUGGAUCAACACCUGGAAGUACUAUAACAACUACAAUUACAGAAUCAACAACAGAAGAAUCUACUACAUCAUCGCAAACGCCCAAAACACAUACUGUUUCCACAUCUUCACCUACAACAACCACUACAACAACAACUGGAUCAACACCUGGAAGUACUACAACAACUACAAUUACAGAAUCAACAACAGAAGAAUCUACUACAUCAUCACAAACGCCCAAAACACAUACUGUUUCCACAUCUUCACCUACACCAACAACAACCACUACAACAACAACUGGAUCAACACCUGGAAUACUACAACAACUACAAUUACAGAAUCAACAACUGAAGAAUCUUCUACAUCCUCACAAACGCCCAAAACACAUAUUGUUUCCACAUCUUCACCUACACCAACAACAACCACUACAACAACGACUGGAUCAACACCUGGAAGUACUACAACAACUACAAUUACAGAAUCAACAACUGAAGAAUCUUCUACAUCAUCACAAACGCCCAAAACACUUACUGUUUCCACAUCUUCACCUACAUCAACAACAACCACUACAACAACAACUGGAACAACACCUGGAAGUACUACAACAACUACAAUUACAGAAUCAACAACAGAAGAAUCUACUACAUCAUCACAAACGCCCAAAACACUGACUGUUUCCACAUCUUCACCUACACCAACAACAACCACUACAACAACACCUGGAAGUACUACAACAACUACAAUUACAGAAUCAACAACAGAAAAAUCUACUACAUCAUCACAAACGCCCAAAACACAUACUGUUUCCACAUCUUCACCUACACCAACAACAACCACUACAACAACACCUGGAAGUACUACAACAUCUACAAUUGCAGAAUCAACAACAGAAGAAUCUACUACAUCAUCAAAAACGCCCAAAACACCCACUGUUACCACAACUUCACCAACACCAACAAAAAUAAUAACCAUAACAGGAACAUCCCUUGGAAGUACUUCAACAGCGACAGUGACUGAAUCAACAACCAAAACCGAAAUUACACCAUCAGUGUCAACUAUAAGCAACUCAACCUUUUGGACACCCGUUACUGGGCCUGAAAAAACAACACUCUCCCCAUCUCCAACAGGGGCAAUGAUUAAAAACACAUCCACAACACAGAAUACUAAUACUACACUCUGCUUUUGUAAAUUUGAUGGAAAGAAGUACAACCCUGGAGAUAUAAUAUUCAGUAAUCUGCGCAGUGGCUCAGGGAUCUGUCUGACCAGGAUCUGCUCUAACAUCUGUGCAAUUCAGAAUACAACAAACUCAUGUCCAGACUAUGACUGCCCAGCAUGGGAAACAAAUACCAACGAGACGUUCAUCCUGGCGAACUGCACCAUGGCAAGAUGUGAAAAGAACAACACCAUUACGAUUGUAGAAAAUAAAUGCCCUCCUCUCCAGGAAAUCACAUGUGCCAACAAAAAGACCCCAGUGCUGGUACAUGAUGAAAAAACCUGCUGCGACUAUUACGUCUGUGACUGCUUUUGUGAAGGUUGGGGUGACCCUCACUACAUCACAUUUGAUGGAAAGUUCUACAGCUAUCAAGGAAACUGCACUUAUAUAUUAAUGGAAGAAAUACGGCCUCAGCAUCACUUAAAGAUCUACAUCGAUAACGUCUAUUGUGACCUUAUUGAUCGUGUUUCCUGUCCUAGAUCAAUUAUUGUAUCUUACAACGGGCUAGACAUUACACUUACAAAUAAAAAUUUAAUAGGUGGUGCAAAUCUAGAGGUGAGACGUUCUCUUUGUCUUCUUGCACUGCCUUUUACCCAAAAUGGUGUGAAAGUGGUAAGCUCAAGACUGGAUUUGCUCCUGGAGAUUCCACAGCUGGGUGUCGUCGUAACAAUGGGGGCCACCGGCUUCAGCAUCAACCUGCCUUUCAAGCAUUUUGGAAACAACACACAAGGCCACUGCGGAAUAUGUAACAACAACACAGCAGAUGACUGUAUGCGUCCCGAUGGGGUCUUGGAGGGCGACUGCGCUGUAAUGGCGGAUUACUGGCCAGCUAGUAAUGCAACGGGCAAAAUAUGCCCUCCACCAAAUCCCACCCCCACCUCAUCUCCUAAGCCGUGCAUAGCUAACCAAGACUGCAAAAUCCUGAAGAGCGAGGUGUUCAAGACGUGCCAUUCCCGUUUGUCUCCAGAUAACUUCUUUUCAGCCUGUGAAUAUGACAGCUGUCAUGUGACUAACCCUGUCGUGGUGUGUGCAAGUCUGGAGACCUACGCGAGGGCUUGCUCUCUCCUCGGCUUCUGCACAGACUGGAGAAACUACACCAGCCUCUGCAACAUUACAUGCCCAGCAGAUAAAGUCUACAAGCCAUGUGGUCUAGCUGAACCCCCAACCUGUGAAGACCAACCUGAAGAGAAUAGUCUUAAAGUGGUUACAGAAGGCUGCUUUUGCCCAGAUGGCAUGAAGCUCUUCAACAAGCAAUCAGACAUCUGUGUGGACAAAUGCGGAUGCCUGGAUGCUUCCGGGACACCCCGUAAGUUUGGUGAGGUUUUCCAGUACAACUGUGAGGAGUGCGUCUGUGAUAUAGGCAGCAAAUCUGUUACCUGUAAGCGCAGACAGUGUCCUGAUGUUGUCACUGAGAGCUGCACACAGCCUGGCUCCAUGUUGGUCAACCUCAACAAUUCCUCAGACCCAUGCUGCACCAAACAAAUCUGCAGUUGUAAUGUAUCUAUGUGCCCACCUUUGGAUACAAAGUGUAGUGUUGGAUAUUCUUCAGAACUGGAGGUGCCUGUGGGAAAAUGCUGUCAGGAAAUCAAAUGCGUGCCCAAAAAUGUAUGUGUCUUCGACAACAAAGAGUAUGAGCCUGGCAGUGCCAUCCCUGUUGUUGACUGUCAGGAACAAAAUUGUACGAGGGAAGUGGAUCCCAAUACACAGUUUUACAAGAUCAGUACGAGAAAUGUGAUGUGCAACAAAGACUGUGAUCCUGGUUAUGAAUAUCAAGGGCCUGAAAACAACAAAGACUGCUGUGGGAAAUGUGUGCAAACUCACUGUAUCAUCAAUGUCAAUGACACACAACAUAUAUUGACGGAAGGAGAGGUUUUGCCCACUACAGACCAGAAAUGUGACAGAAUCACCUGCACUAAAGUGAACGGACAGUUUAUCACCGAAAACUACAAGAUCCAGUGUCCUCCCUUCAACAUCUCCAACUGCCAGCCCGGUACAGUCCAGCUGAUGGCUGAUGGCUGCUGCCUCAAUUGUGUGGACAAGUUUAAGGGUUGUCAAGUACAGACAGUUCAUGAUUACAUAAAUCACAACCAAUGUCACUCAGAGAGAAAAAUGGAUCUGACCUUCUGUGGCGGAGAUUGUGAGAGUUACAGCAUGUACACUGGACCUGGGAUGUCUUCCUGUAACUGUUGCCAGGCAACCCAUACAAGUAAUCGUACAGUGUCUCUUGGUUGUUCAAAUGGGAACAGAAUACCCUACUCAUACAUCCAUGUUGAGCAGUGCGCCUGUAGCAAAAUAGACUGCCACAGCACUGGAUUUAGCCAGGGAGCAGCGCCUACAAAACAUCCAUAGGAGUACCUGAUGACUUCAAAGGUCUUCAUGGCAAAUA
Messenger RNA from Triplophysa dalaica, 9277 nucleotides. Its product is annotated as mucin-2-like. The transcript has 53 exons. Lineage: Eukaryota; Metazoa; Chordata; Actinopteri; Cypriniformes; Nemacheilidae. The coding region runs from base 1 to 9240 and encodes 3079 amino acids. Gene Ontology annotation, cellular component: extracellular matrix. The record is from RefSeq and is a predicted model, not a curated record. Gene Ontology annotation, molecular function: protein binding.